CUCCUUCCCUUCAUGAUUCGUUUGUAGCACAGUGGCGAUGGAUGAUGAGGAUGGGAGGUGCUUACUAGACGUAAUUUGUGACCCUCAGGCCCUCAAUGACUUCUUGCAUGGAUCUGAGAAGCUCGACAGUGAUGACCUCCUGGAUAAUCCUGGGGAGGCCCAAAGUGCCUUCUAUGAGGGUCCUGGGCUCCACGUGCAAGAAGCUUCCGGCAACCACCUGAACCCGGAGCCCAGCCAACCAACCCCCAGCGUGGACCUAGACUUCCUGGAAGAUGACAUUCUGGGCUCACCUGCAACGGGGGGCGGUGGCGGGGGUGGCGGGGGCACUGACCAGCCCUGUGACAUCCUUCAGCAGAGCCUCCAGGAAGCCAACAUCACUGAGCAGACCCUCGAGGCUGAGGCUGAGCUGGACCUGGGCCCCUUCCAGCUGCCCACACUGCAGCCGGCAGAUGGCGGGGCAGGCCCAGCAGGAGCUGCAGGGGCGGCUGUGGCCACAGGGCCCCAGGCCCUCUUCCCAGGUGGCACUGACCUGCUGGGGCUACAGGCCCCGCCCACUGUGCUGACCCACCAGGCCCUGGUGCCACCCCAGGACAUGGUCAACAAGGCACUGAGUGUCCAGCCCUUCCUGCAGCCCGUGGGCCUGGGCAAUGUGACCCUGCAGCCCAUCCCGGGCCUCCAGGGCUUGCCCAAUGGCAGCCCAGGGGGUGCCACAGCGGCUACCCUUGGGCUGGCACCUAUCCAGGUGGUGGGCCAGCCCGUCAUGGCACUCAACCCACCCACUUCCCAGCUCCUGGCCAAGCAGGUGCCUGUCAGCGGCUACCUAGCCUCUGCAGCCGGUCCCUCAGAACCAGUGACCCUGGCAUCAGCUGGUGUCUCCCCCCAGGGGGCCGGCCUUGUCAUCCAGAAGAACCUCCCAGCCGCUGUGGCCACCACACUCAAUGGGAACUCUGUGUUUGGAGGGGCAGGGGCUGCCACAGCAGUGGCCAGUGGGGCGCCCUCAGGACAGCCGCUGGCAGUGGCCCCAGGCCUCGGCACAUCACCGCUGGUUCCAGCGCCCAAUGUGAUCCUGCACCGCACACCCACACCCAUCCAGCCCAAGCCCGCUGGCGUGCUGCCCCCCAAGCUCUACCAGCUGACACCCAAACCAUUCGCCCCCACAGGCGCCACACUCACCAUCCAGGGCGAACCAGGGGGCCUCCCACAGCAGCCCAAGGCCCCUCAGAACCUGACUUUCAUGGCUGCAGGCAAGGCAGGCCAGAAUGUGGUGCUGUCGGGCUUCCCAGCACCUGCCCUGCAGGCAAAUGUCUUCAAGCAGCCACCUGCCACCACCACGGGAGUGGCCCCACCACAGCCCCCCGGGACCCUGAGCAAGCCCAUGAGUGUUCAGCUCUUGAAUCAAGGCAGCAGCAUUGUCAUCCCAGCACAGCACAUGCUACCUGGCCAGAACCAGUUCCUGCUGCCUGGCACGCCUGCAGUCCAGCUCCCUCAGCCGCUCUCAGCCCUGCCGGCCAACGUGGGAGGACAGAUCCUGGCAGCCGCAGCCCCCCACGCAGGUGGACAGCUGAUUGCAAACCCCAUCCUCACCAACCAGAACCUGGCAGGCCCUCUGAGCCUGGGCCCUGUGCUGGCUCCCCAUUCUGGGGCCCACAGUGCCGCCCACAUCCUCUCGGCCGCCCCCAUCCAGGUGGGCCAGCCAGCACUCUUCCAGAUGCCUGUGUCUCUGGCUGCAGGCAGCCUGCCCACACAGAGCCAGCCGGCCCCCGCUGGCCCUGCUGCCACUACCGUCCUCCAGGGGGUCACCCUGCCCCCCAGCGCUGUAGCCAUGCUCAACACCCCUGAUGGCCUGGUGCAGCCUGCCACCCCUGCUGCUGCCCCUGGUGAGGCCACGCCUGUCCUCACGGUGCAGCCCACCCCCCAGGCACCCCCAGUGGUCAGCACGCCACUGCCUUUGGGACUCCAGCAGCCACAGGCGCAGCAGCCUCCACAAGCUCCCACCCCUCAGGCUGCCGCCACACCUCAGGCCACCACCCCUCAGCCUAGCCCAGGCCUGGCAUCCAGCCCAGAGAAGAUCGUCCUGGGGCAGCCACCCUCUGCCACAGCCACAGCCAUCCUCACUCAGGACUCCCUGCAGAUGUUCCUGCCCCAGGAGAGGAGCCAGCAGCCCCUCUCCGCAGAGGGGCCCCACCUCUCCGUGCCUGCCUCGGUCAUAGUCAGCGCCCCGCCUCCCGCCCAAGACCCAGCCCCAGCCACCCCUGUCGCCAAAGGAGCUGGCCUCAGCCCUCAGGCCCCUGACAGCCAGGCUUCCCCGGCUCCAGCCCCCCAGGUAGAGGAACCGCAGCAGCCUCUGUCCUCAGCGCAGACCCAGCCUCGCCCCCUCCUCCCUGCUCUCCUUGCUCUGCCCUGCCUGCCUCUCUGUCUUGCUGACUUGGGAAAUGGCACCCCCACCCCCAUAUUUCCUGAGUGUCUCCUGACAGUCAUGGAUGCUUGAGACCAGGGCCAGCCCUGGAGGAGCCCACACUCUAGACAGUAUGCAAGCAAGAUACACACAGCAGGAAAGGUGUUAUUUUCUAAAAUUAUAAUUUCACAUCUGAGUAAAUAAUACAUUCCGAUAGUUCACAUUUCAAAACAUAUAAAGAGGUAUAUAAGGGUCUUUCAAAAAGUCUGUGGAAAAAUA
Galeopterus variegatus (Sunda flying lemur) is the source of this 2674-nucleotide messenger RNA. RefSeq names its product glioma tumor suppressor candidate region gene 1 protein-like. Gene Ontology annotation, biological process: positive regulation of DNA-templated transcription. The transcript has 6 exons. NCBI's taxonomy places the organism in Eukaryota, Metazoa, Chordata, Mammalia, Dermoptera, Cynocephalidae. Gene Ontology annotation, cellular component: SWI/SNF complex. The record is from RefSeq and is a predicted model, not a curated record. The coding region runs from base 38 to 2488 and encodes 816 amino acids.